UAAACAUUGCAAACCAGGUAAUCAGGUAAUUAAAGUGGUUGUGUUUGUAACGCCUUCUUAAUUUUAAGACAUAAGCUCUCUAAAAAUAUUGUAGCAUGGCUCAGAUCAUUGAUGGUAAAGAUUUAGCAAGACAAAUUCGUGACAAAGUCAAGAUAAAUGUUUCACAGUUGAAAGAAGAUACUGGUCUUACACCAGGCUUAGCAAUUGUACAGGUUGGCAAUCGUGAAGAUUCAAAUGUAUAUGUCCGUACUAAAUUGAAAUUUGCCAAAGAAUUGGGAAUGCAAGCUGAAAUUGUAAAAUUGCCAGACACAACUACUGAAUCUGAGGUACUAAACGUUGUAAAGAAUUUAAAUGAUAAUCCUGAUGUGCAUGGAAUUAUUGUGCAAUUGCCACUAGAUAGUAAAAACCCAAUCAAUUCAUCACUUGCAACAAAUGCUGUAAUGCCAGAGAAAGACGUUGAUGGGAUUAAUGAUAUAAAUGCUGGAAGGUUGGCAAGAGGAGAUCUAGAAAAUUGCUUUACUCCAUGUACACCCGCUGGUUGUAUGGAGCUCAUCAAAACAACUGGAAUGGAUGUAAAAGGACAGAAUGCUGUUGUGUUAGGACGAAGCAAAAUAGUUGGUUCACCAAUGGCAAGUCUACUGACAUGGAAUCAUGCGACAGUCACUAUUUGUCAUUCAAAAACACGAAGCCUUAAAGAUGUGGUUCGUUCAGGCGAUGUUAUUGUGGCAGCUGUUGGUGUUCCUGAAAUGGUUAAAGGUGACUGGAUCAAACCUGGAGCUGUUGUUAUUGAUUGCGGCAUCACGGCCAUACCAGACGCCAGCAAGAAAAGUGGACAUAGGCUUGUUGGCGAUGUUGCAUAUAAAGAGUGUAAAGAAGUAGCAAGUUGGAUAACACCAGUUCCCGGCGGUGUUGGACCGAUGACUGUUGCUAUGUUACUCCACAACACAGCUGAAAGUUGUAAAAGAUUUUCUGCUCAACAAAAAGUUUUGAAGUCUGGCUUUGGAGUUAGUGUUGACACGCUUCGAUUUAUACAAAGAGCUGCUAGAAGAAUUCGAUUUUAAAGAAAUACACCAUCUCGUGGUUUUGUAGCAGUAACAAAGCGAAGUUGUUCGAUUAAUCAAGCGUGACUUUUAAGUAAACGCUGCAUGAGAUGGCACAACGCAUUUUCUCUCCAAUUGAAAGAACUCGCUCGUUAGAUUUUCUUUCUUUGUUCUUUUUUUCCCAAAAAAAAUCAGUACGAUGUCGGAGAAGUACAAAGAAAUAGCAUAAUUAUGUUAGGUUAUUCAUUAGUUUGUAUUGCAACAACAGGAUAUUAUUUUUUCCCACCUUUUAAAUCUGAAAAAUCGUUGUCCAAUGUCGUCAUUUAAUUUUGCAACGUCGUCUUGGAUAUGACGCGCUAUUUUCACACACAAGUAUUUUAACAAUUCAUUUUUAUAUUUUUGUUUUUAAGUAUGUAUUAUCGUUAGGAUUGUGUUAAAAUUCUUGAUACAUAUUGCGAAGUAUAUACAAUGGUACAUUAUGCGUUGUAUAUAAUUUGGCUACGCGCAUAACUUCAGGAGAGAAAAGGCGCAAAAUAUCCUAACCAAAUAUUUCACCUCGUGUUGCGGUUAAGCUUCUGGAUUAGUGAAAUACUCUUACUAAAAACUUGUGAAAUACAAUCAAACCUCUUUUGGGAACAUUAUUAGAUCAAUUGCGGCAAAACUCUCGAAUGCAUACAUUAAUCACGUGGGUGAUUAUUGGGCUGUAUAAUAUUUGGUGGAACUGCAGUGUCUUUUUAGAGUAGAGUGUAAUAUGAUUCAUAAUUUGUUUUUGUUUAGUUUUUAGAAUUUUUGUAUAGUUUUCUAUGGAAUUAGAAAGUUUUAAAUUAAAAA
Messenger RNA from Hydractinia symbiolongicarpus, 1871 nucleotides. Its product is annotated as C-1-tetrahydrofolate synthase, cytoplasmic-like. NCBI's taxonomy places the organism in Eukaryota, Metazoa, Cnidaria, Hydrozoa, Anthoathecata, Hydractiniidae. The transcript is spliced from 14 exons. Gene Ontology annotation, cellular component: cytosol. Gene Ontology annotation, biological process: tetrahydrofolate interconversion. The record is from RefSeq and is a predicted model, not a curated record. Gene Ontology annotation, molecular function: methenyltetrahydrofolate cyclohydrolase activity; methylenetetrahydrofolate dehydrogenase (NADP+) activity. The coding region runs from base 96 to 1061 and encodes 321 amino acids.